This is a messenger RNA of Anopheles moucheti, 3258 nucleotides long. RefSeq names its product RNA-binding protein 1-like. The transcript has 4 exons. Gene Ontology annotation, biological process: mRNA splicing, via spliceosome. Gene Ontology annotation, cellular component: nuclear speck. The coding region runs from base 205 to 1221 and encodes 338 amino acids. Gene Ontology annotation, molecular function: RNA binding. NCBI's taxonomy places the organism in Eukaryota, Metazoa, Arthropoda, Insecta, Diptera, Culicidae. The record is from RefSeq and is a predicted model, not a curated record.
ACCAAAUUUUCUCUCUACCCGUGGUGCUUGUAAAAGUGCGUCGCACUGCAAUUUACCUUUAAAAAAGUUAAUAAAUCGCACUAGUUCGCUACAUUACUGCGUUUAAUCAAAAGUUCCACUCACGUGCUACAUCAGGUUAAUACUGAUAACAUUUUCUUUCGCGGCUAGCAGUUGUAUUACAUAAAAUCCGUCACGCUGGAUAAGAUGGCGCGUUACCGUGAGUGGGACCUGCAGUGCAAGGUUUACGUAGGCAAUUUGGGAUCGUCUGCAUCAAAGCACGAGAUCGAAAGUGCCUUCGGCAAGUAUGGGCCAUUGAGAAAUGUUUGGGUAGCACGCAAUCCUCCUGGUUUCGCCUUCGUAGAGUUCGAGGAUAAGCGUGACGCUGAAGAUGCAGUUCGCUCAUUGGACGGAACACGGUGUUGUGGAACUCGCAUCCGGGUAGAGAUGUCCUCUGGCAGAUCGCGACGUGAUGAGCGUACGCGCCGACCUCGUCGUUCGUACAGGGCAAACUCUUCUAUGAUACUACUCCACGACAGCGACUUCCGCCAAAGAACAUCAUCUUGUCCAAAUUUUGCUAGUAGCGCUACUAGUGUUAAGUCUACUACCGCAACCACCACCACCACCACCAUCAAUUCCACCAAUUUUACCACCACCAUCACAACUACCACCACCAAAAAUACAACCACUACUACUACUACUACUACUACUUCCACCAACACCACCACUACUUCUGCUGCGCGCCUGAGCUCCUGCCGGUGCGGCUCGAUCUCUUCUAGACCCGAUCAUUCGUCUUCCGGCGACCACUACUACUGCUUCUACCACUACUACUACUGCUGCUGCUACGGGCAUGCGUACGUGCUUCUACCUCUACUACCGCAAGCGCCCACCGCGACAGCAUUAUUGGCAGCAGUAGCGGCGACAGCGCUGUGCUUCCUCUUGCGAUGGGCUUCAGCAACGGCAGCGGCCCUUCAAUACGACGGCCUCGAGAUCUGCAGUUUGCUUCCCCUUCUACUGCCGUUACUACUACCAUCACUGCUACUGCCACUACUUCUACUACUACUACUACUACUGCUACUUCAUCAUCUUCUUCCACACCCUCUCCAACGGCUGGGUAGUAGCAGCGAUCACCUCAGCAGCACCACACACAGUCUUCGUUGCGAUACAGCGCCCUGCACCGCCGGGUGGUGCCUUCAUCCACUACCAUCGACUCGCCCCCCGUGAACACUGUUGGUUCCAACUUGGUGAGACAAACUCUAUUGGAGGUUGAGCUGUGUCGCUCACCUCGGAUGUCUCGUCUUUGCGGAAGCGGGCGACAGGUUGGUGUUUGUUUUUCCACCGACCGGCCGCCUGAUGUGCUGAUAAUGUUCAAAUUCUUGCUAGCAGAACAGGAACAGCAGUAGCAGUAAGAUCAGCCUUCCUGCUAGGGUUCUGCUCAUCAAGAACCCAAAACGGAUCACGCAAAGUUCUGUUCAGUUCAUGCGUUAGAUGCGCAUCAGAGCGUUCAAGAUGUGCACUCAUCACAGUCUUCCUGUGACUAUCCCGUGACGAUGUCAAAGGCUGUACCAACUUUUCCGCGAAGUAGCAGAGGACGAGACACAAGCAUCGUGAGGGGCAUCGCGCUGCAACAGUUAGUCAGCCAGCCACCAAUCGUGUCCCGAACCCUUUUCCAUGGUUCCACCAUGGAACCUGGUCCCAGUUCCAGGGGAUUUUCGCACCUCGGAAUCUGUGUUUUGUUUUUCUUUUCUCUUUUUUUUUUGUAUCUCUUUCCCAGCGAGAUCCUUCAACUUCAUUUGUGUGUGUGUGUGCGUAUGUGUGGUCUGACCACUCUGUACGAAUGUUAUUGUUUGCGCUCCCUUGUGAUGGACGUGCCGAAGCGCGUGUCCAUCAUCCGCAAACACACAUCCUUGUUCAUCACCAUCAUCAUCUCCUUCGGCUUCGCGCGCUCUAGGGGCUUCUACGUGAUCCUUUUGCACCUGCCAACUGUAUCAUCACCGACCAUUCUUCACCAACCUCUACCUACCAAGCGCGUACUCUGCCGCUACCGCUACUACUAUCUACUUCUAUUACUACAACUACUGCUGCUGCUACUAGUACUACUACCCACAACUGCUACUAGUGCUGCACCAUCAUCGUCAACGAAUGGGCAUCCUUUGGGAGGCAAAACAAAACAAAAAAACCAAGACACCAGCAUGACAUGGUGGUACCAACCGAUACCACACCACCCUUCUCAACAGCUUCUUCAUGGCAACAUAAAGUACUUCUGGUGCUGAUGCUGCUGCUGCUGCUGCUGCUGCUGCUUCUUUCUUCUGCUACCGUCAUCACCAUUUUCUUCGGUGCUGCUUGGGUAUAUGAUGUGCUGUGGGGGGAUAUUAUGCACCACAUCUGGGCAGAUCUUCCUUGACGCUCGCUUCUUGAACCAUCCGGGCACAUACCCAUCCUUAACGAGAUCCGUGUUUGCAUCGCUCCCGUGGUGAUCCCAGCGGGGCGUUACAGUUGGUGCAGUUUUAGUGUGCAAUUGUGUUGUGUUUUGGUAGCAGUCCAACCAUUGUCCUACUCUCCGUGCUAGCGCGCUCUAAGCUAUACCAACAGUAUGCAAGCAAGCGAAAAAAAAAAACACCGCAACUGUAAGUGACCCAACCCAAUUCAUUCCUCCAUAUGUUUUUUUUUUGUUUAAACUCCCAACAAUCAUUGUGCGUAAAUAAUGUAUCUUUAGCUCCUAGUGGAAGCCAAGCCGCUGCAAGCCAUUUGUCAAGCUCCUCCUUCCGACAUCACCACAAAACAACAAACUCUCACGACCAUGUCUCUUUCACCAUCACUAAUCAUCAUGACACCGUUGACUACUACCCGUACCUACGCGCGAGUACCGCGACCACACAUCAUCUCCAUCAUCAUCUUGCCAGUUCGUUUGCCACGUAACAACACCACCGAUCUGUAAAGCUUUGGCGGCAUAAUACCAAAGUCACCGCCGCAUCGUGCGCGUGUGCCGACCGGCUGCUGAUCCAAUCUUCCUUCCCUUGCGAGAUCUCUUGCCGUGAUCAUCGACAACCUCGAAAGUGAGAUGACAAUCGAAAACACCCAUUCAUAUCUCCCCAUCCCAACACUGGCAUCUCUUCGCAAAACACCGGUGUCCGGCGUUUGCGGUGGCAUCUCUACCAUCUGUAGCCGCCUUCCCUUCGGUAGGACUUCUUCACGUCUUCUGCAAGUGCUGCAGCGCACAAAACCGGCAACCACUGGUACCACUGAAGAUCGCGCAUACAA